GGACAAUUCAACGCGCCCGGGUCGCUAAUGAUAUCCCGUUCGGGAACCCGGCUCUCGGUUGAGGUAAUGUUCAUCUCGAAUAUAUAUAGGGAGCCAUCCUCCCCAUCCAUAAAUUUCUAGACAGCAUCCUCUCACCAGCAUUCGCAACUUGCCUCUCAAUCCAAACUACCAGAACAUCAACCCACCACAACCAACCCACUUCUUUUUCAAGAUGAAGGUCUCCAUGUUCCUCCCGCUCGCCAGCCUGGCUCUCGGCUCCGUCAUUGAGCAGCGCGCCUGCGCCGGCAACAACUGCAACCGUGCCGUCACCGGCACCCGUGAGGGCCUCCUCCCCCUCGCUUCCCGGUCGGCCGACUGCUCCAGCUUCCAGGCCACCACCGUUACCGCGAUUGCUCGCACCGUCACCGUCACCUCCUUCGUUGCCCCCGAGCCCACUGAUGAUGGCUGCGCAACUCCCGCCAAGCGCGCCGUCCAGCCCCGCCAGGUGACCGUCAUCCCCAGCGCCAUCCCCACCUACGCCUCGGCCUGCAACGACGCCGCCGCGUACGCCUCGGCCUGCAACUGCUUCGGCAUCCCCCCGACCACCACCACCGUCCGCGCUCCCCGUGUCAGCGUCACCGUCACCGCCGUCGCCACCAACUGCCCCCAGAUCGCCAUCGAUGCCGUCCCGUCGUGCGCCUACGAGUGCUUCGCCGACCUCAUCCCCAGCUACGGCUGCGGAGGUCUCGAUGACCUGCCCUGCCAGUGCGCCAACUUCGAGGCCAUCGGAAUUGAGGUCACCCCUUGCGUUGUCGAGGCCUGCUCCCACGCCGAUGUCGAGGCUAUCUUCCCCGCUGCUGCCAUGGGAUGCGACUGCUACACCGCCUCCCUCCCGACCCCUACCGCUUAA
Phialemonium atrogriseum is the source of this 889-nucleotide messenger RNA. RefSeq lists its product as uncharacterized. The coding region runs from base 212 to 889 and encodes 225 amino acids. The record is from RefSeq and is a predicted model, not a curated record. Lineage: Eukaryota; Fungi; Ascomycota; Sordariomycetes; Cephalothecales; Cephalothecaceae. The transcript is spliced from 3 exons.